AUGAAGCUAGGUACUCUAUUCCCUAAGCGAUCAACCGCCUUCCUUCACAGUUUAGCACCGCCGACGGAAACACAACGGCGUGGAACGCAGUCGGCGCCGAUAACACCCACUGAUCUUGGACUUAACUCGAAGCCGAGGUUUGAAGUAAGGUUUUGGUAGUUGUAUUGAAAGGUUUAGUGGUUAUACUGUAAUAUCUAGUAGGUGUACUGUAAUAUUGGUAGUUAUACUGCAAUACUUAGUAGUUAUACUGUAAUGUACUGUACUGUGAUAAAUAGUAUCUUGAUUUUUUAGAGAAGAUUGGGCUUUUUUUCUUUGUAUGCACAACUCUGGCCCAAUUUUAAGUUUCUAGCUUUGGCAAUUUUCAAAAUUCAAGAUCCGGCUUUGGCUUUAGCUUCAAAACCCGCACUGUUCCUAAGCCGGAGACAAAUCUAGCUGCUAGAACUAUUUAUGUAAUGUUUUCUUCCGAUAUGCUAAGUUUGAGUUAUACUUUUGAGCUUGACGAUGAAGAAAAUAUUAAUCCCUUUCCUCCCCCUAUAUCUCUCUGCUUGAUCAGCCUUCAAAAAGUACUGUCUUAAGAAUCAAAAUCUACCCCAAAUCUUUAAAAAAUCCCCUAAUUUCAAAGCGAAAAUCUUAAAUUUAGUAAAUUCUUCAAUUAGGAGUCCUAAUCUUUGCCCUCGAAUCCAGUUCCUGUACUGUCUAAUGCAUUCUUGUGUAAAUGACAGGCCUGUUACUCGAAAACCCAAUCCGAGAAGACAAUUCAGAAGCCCUGCGUCACGAAUUCAAACCUAAUUUGAAGGCAUUUCUUUUCCCCAAGAUUUUCACAAACUAGGCUACUUUUCAACGUUUCAAAUUCAAAUUUUCAGUUUUUUCUGGCUUCAGGCUGUUAGAGAGUAAAGGGUUACAUAUGUUAUUGUGUUUGGAGGUUUUUUUUGAUCAUAUAGUACGAGUUUGUACUGUAAGGACAGAAAGUUAGUACUAAGUUAAAAUUUUAUACUAACAUGGAAAUUUACUUUUUUAAUUGAGUCGGGCUGAUUUUCUGCUUAACCUGACCCAUUUUAAGUUUUUCUCGGCCCAACUGCCUAAAGACCGGUCCGGCCCGAUAGCCAGGUCUAAGGAAAGUACCUAACCUGCGCCACUCAAAAUCAGCUCAAAAAUUCUUUAUGAAUUCUUUGCACCGUCAAUAGUACCUAUAUAAAACAUUUUUUCUUGCGCUUUUAAAUUUUAAAAUUUAACUAUUUGAAUUUCACGUUAACGUGGCACAUUUGACAUUGUGUUUCAAGCACUUUUUUUGACUUUUCAAACAAGUUACCUUUACAAUCUUUAAAAUGUCGGUUUAUUUAAAGGUUUUCUACUGUUAUAUCCAAAAAAAAUUAAUGAACGUUAAAAAAUGACGAAAGCUUGAAACACAAUGCCAAUUCGACGCGAAAUUCAAAACGUAAUUUUUUAAUCUUGAUUUUCUUGAGGUUUCCCGGAAAUUGCAAUUUAGUACUUUGUUGAAGGUCUUAUAUAUACAUGACGUUUCUGUAUAAAAAGUUUGAAGUCAAUCAAAGCGAGGCAGGUCGAGCAUUCUCAAUGUAAAUUUUAAAAAAAUUUUUAGUUUUGAAUUGUCAUUGAUUUUCUGUCUACGAAUAAGAAAAGAAGUAAUUUUCAUUAAUUUCUUUUCAUUAUUAUCAUCUUCUUCCCCUCCCCAAAACAUUGAUAAUGUAAAACAACCCAAGCGCUCAGCCUUGAAAUUCAAUCUUUCGUACCAAAUCCGGACCCAAUCAGCAUUCGGCCAUUUCCCAAAUUGCCUUCAAUCCUGAUGCGCAAUAUUUUUCGAGUGUGGCCAAUUGCCCUUAAAGACAUGAACAAACAGUGAGGGCCGGGGUCAGUUACAGAGUUUUAUUACAUUCAGUAGGUUGCUCCGUGCUGCAUGGGAGGGGGGGGAGGGAGGGUUAUAUGGGUUUUAUAGUGUUUUAAUAGGCUUUGGGGUCGAGGUUGAGUAGUUGGAGUGGUAUGAAAGUGGUUAUUGUGCGGGGGUAGAUAUAGAGGUGAUAAAAGUUUAGGGCAGGGUAAAGUAGGGUAGAGUAGGGUGAAAUUGUCUUAUGAAAAAAUUAGUAUCUAAAGUAUUUUAGAUUUUUAAGUUGUUUUUUGACAUUUAUGUACUAGUAUACAGGGUGUGUAAAAAGUUUUGUUACAAAGCUCUAUUGUACCAAAAGAACUAGGUGAAUAGUCUAUACGGUCAAUGUACUCCAAGACAAAGUUUUUCAUAAAAAAUUUUUUAAAAAAUACUUUAGAUGUAUAAACCGUGAAUCAUUGUUAUCUACGCAAGGCAAUUCUUAUGUAAAUCCGCGAAAACUAGUAUUUAAACUUUAAAAUCAUAACAUUAGCCAUUUUACCCUUUUUCAGAUAAAUAGUCUAUGCUGUGUUAUACUCGUUUUUGAAAAGUUUAAUCUUUUUGAUUUUUUUUAAAUUUUACAAAAAAUUUUUAAAAAAGUUUUUUAAAUACGCCAGCGAAUCCUCUACAUUGUUAUGGUUUACUGAUAUAACAUUACAUUAGAAAUUGUAAAUUUAAAAUUGAAAAAAAGUAGUUGUCUUGGAAAAUUCGUACAUAGUGUAAGGUUUCAUAUUCUACAAUGAAAACAUCACCUUCGAGUUUAGAUAGUAUAAUAUAGUUAAACUAGUUGUUAAGAUUAAAUUUACUUUUCUGUCAUCAAGUUGUCAAUAUUGUUUUCAACCAAAGGUUAGAGCUUCAGACCGGUUGAUGAAAAGAACCUAGGUAGCUACGGAACAAAAGCAUUGACGUCAUGCUUUUUGACGUAAAUUUAAACUUUUUUUAAGUUAGCGACAUAGUUUUUACUAUGUAAUUAAAUGAGUCAGUGAGAAGUUUUGUUUAAAAUUUAAAACUUAAAAUUUGAGGUUUUAGGCAAAAAUCAGUACAGAUCUCGGGAUUAAUACAUCUAUUACUUGUAAGAUAUGAUAAAAAACAUUGACACAGGCUUCUUUCUCUUUCAGUAUACUAAAUUUUAAGUCUAUCCUACACCUAAAAAGGAAGUUACUAGCUCCGGACCGGCUCUUUUAUUAAUACAAGUCUACCCUAUCUUUUUCUUAUUCAACCUGUAUUUUACAAAGCAUCUUUUUUAUGUAUCGCCAUUAUCUUCUUAAAAGUUUUCUUACUUCGCUUGAUACUCGUAUUCCCUAUUUUUAACCAUUCCCCCCCCCCUCCCUCCUCUCCUCCCCUUCCUUCUCCCCCCCCCCUCCUUAUACUAAUCACUCCAGCGGAAGCAUGACUCACCCCCCUCCAAGUACCACGGAACCAACACCUCUUGUCUUAUGGUCUUGUCGCUUAUGUAAAACGCGCAAAUUCCCAGCCUGCAAAUAGAAACCCCCUCUCCGUAGGGGGCGACACCAACACGUGAACAGCGGGGAAAAGGGGGGGGGAGGGAUCGAAGCGAGAAAAAGUUUUUUGCAGAUCGCUGUCCCCCUGUUCUUGUCGCUACCCGCCUCGAGCGAUCACCCCCCUCAACCUUCGCAGUUUUUCUUUACUUUCACCUUCGUCGCGCUUCAUUUAAACCAUUGAUUUCGUGCUUCCAAGUCUUGUUUAUCAGUUACAUGUUAUCGUGAUGUUAUCGAGUGAUAAGCGUCGGGAUUCUCGGAGCGGCGGGUGUUUUUGAGGAAGUAGUUGGAGUUGGGAGUGGAGUUUUGGGUAGUUUGGUUUGAAAAGUUUUGAUAAUUUGGAAGAGAUCAACAGGAAGGACCAAGCUUAACUUUUUUUCGAAAAAAAUUUUGGGUGGAGAAGAGUAGUACUAAAGAGGUAGUUUUCCAAAAAAACUUUUAGAAAGAAUAAGUUUAACUUUUGCAAUUUUCAGGCGGGGUAAAAAGACCCCCCAAAAGCUAGAGCAGAAAUGAAAAAAAAACCUUGAUUUGCUUUGAUUAGGUUCAGAAAAGUCGAUUGAACGUGAUUAUCUUGUUUUGAUUUGACGGAAAAAAACUAAUUGAGAUGUGACAAUGAAUUCGAAGAGAGGGGGGGGGUCUUCACGUUGUUUUUCACAAAAUUCUUAUUUGAAACCUAUCUUUUGACUUUGACAAGGUAAAAGAGGACUGUCUUUCCAAUUUUAUUUUAGCUUUUGGUUUUUUACUUUAGCAAGGUUUGGCGUGCAAUUUGAAUUUUUGAAAAAUGUAGGGUGGAUCUUGUUUUUUAAUUAAAAUUUAGUAAAUUAUAGUUACAGCUUGAACUGUAAUAGACAUUUGUUAUAAUAUAUACAACGGUAAAGCCAUAAUAAGUUAAUUACUACAGCAAAUUAUCGAAUUAUAGGGCUAAUAAAGUCUUGUCGUUGUUUGCUUUAAAAGUGUGUGUUUAACAACGACAAAACUUUUUUUUAAUGUUAUAUUUAGUUAUAAACAUUAAACCCUGCUCUUCCCUAUCCUACCUCAAGCUUUUAACUCAGAAAAAUCGAAACGAGGCAGGUCGGGCUGAAAAAUCGGCUCGGCUCCAUCGCCAAGUUCAGCUUUAAUACUAGAUAGUACUAGGAGUAUAACAAUAAUUUACUAUAGUAAUAUAAAAAAUUGUUCUCAAUUUAUUUCGAAGGUGUUUACUAUGAAAAACCUAGUGUUUUGUAUUUUAUAUUAUAGGUAAAUAAAGUAUCUUUAUUUGGUCUCGAAACAACCACUGAACUUUAACGUUUUGUACAAUGAAAUAUCAAUCAAUAAGCCAUGAUACGUCGUUUACAAACAUAAUAUCAUGGUAUUUUUCUUGUCAACUUAUUUUAUUUUACUUUGUCAUUACCUCGUAUGUAAACCUAAAUGUUGUUGAUGUGUACCUAUUUAUGUGAACUAUAGCCUCAGGGUGGCGGUGUUCUAUCUUCACGACCUUUUCCUUCCAGAUCCACGAUCUUUUCCCGUUGGAAGAUCUCUUACAAACGGUUGUAUUGGAGGGUGUGGACGUCGAAGACCCCAUGGCUACACAGACUGACGCCGCCGUCCGGCUCAAGUUGCUGCGACCAGAGUUGCCGGACGAACAGAUACCUAAAGGAGCGACGUUGGGCGACUUAACUUGUGCUAUUAAUGUCAAAGAGAAGGUGGAUAUUAAUGGUAAGAAUAUGAGUUUUAUAAAAAAAGUUUUUACUCUUGACAAUCUAAAAGGUUUAUAAGACAGUAGAAAGGUUGUUUUGUAUGUUUAAGUGUGAAAAAACUGAAAUUGACGACAAGACUUCCUUACACAAUGUGGAUUGCAGAUGACGUAUCUUACACGGUAACUUUUAAAAUUUAAAAAAUAUUUUUAAGGCGAAAACCGACUGAUACAAAAGCGAAAAACAGUACAAAUAGAAUGGGACAAAUGCUUCGAUGUAGCUAUCAUACCAGGAAGAGUACUCCAAGUACUGCUUCAACACGAAAAAGCUCAAGUUGCAGAUGCUACUAUGCGCUUGGAGGUAAGAUACCAUUUUCAAUGCAGUUAAAUUUGUGGCUGCCCUACCCUACCCUACCCUACCCUACCCUACCCUACUCUAUCCUACCCUACCCUACCCUACCCUACCCUACUCUAUCCUACCCUACCCUACUCUGCCCUAUCCUGUCCUACCUUACUCAUUCGUCCCCUACCCCACGUGCCCACCUAGUCUUACUUUUUUCUAUCUUGCCAUACUAUAUCAUGCUUUUCCCUGUCUUACUUUUCUUUCCCCGGUAUCUCACUCUACUGUAAUCUAGAUUAAGCCCUUGUUUACUAACAAUGAUCCCUUAAAUUUUAAAAUUCCUUUAACAACCCCUCAUAAAAUGCCAAUUGCAGGACAUUGCCUCCAAAUGCAAACACGACGCGAUAACUCACAUCUGGAUCAACCUCAAGCCAUGUGGCCGGAUAUUGGCUCAAACGCGGCGAGUUGGAUCGGCUCCAUCCACGAAAAGCGAGGAUCCGAGUACGCCACGCGGCUUCGAGUCAGGCGGAAUGGGACUGCAACGCCGGCGUGGUGCUAUCAAGCAUCAAAAGGUGCACGAGAUCAGAGGCCACCAGUUCGUAGCGACCUUCUUCAGACAGCCGACUUUUUGCUCGUUGUGUUCUGAAUUUAUGUGGUGGGUCCUUUGAUAACAGAUUUAAAUUUAAUUUUGUUAUACUAAAAAGUUAGGGUAAGAAAUAAGAGAUACCAAAGGGAAAGGAUGAGAGUUAUUAAAAAAAAUUGUUUUGUUGAUUAUGAGAACAAAACCUUCAAAAAAUUUUUUACAACGAAAGUACUCAACCGGCCCCGCUCUGAUUGACUUCAAACUUUUUAUACAGAAAGGUCAUGUAAGUAUAAGACCUUCAGAAAGAUAAUAAAAUUUCUUCAUCAAAGUACUAAAUCACGCUUUCCAGUCAAAAUCAAGGAAAUCGAGAUCAAAAAAUUAUUUUUUGAAUUUCUCGCUAAUUUGGCAUUGUGUUUCAAGUAGGGUUGGACAUUUACCGGUAAAUUGAUUUUUCGGUAAAAAUUUUACCGGUUUUUACCGGUAAAUUUACCGGAUUAUUACUUGGUCUUUAAAAACUUUAAAAUGUCAUUAAAAUGUUUAAUAAGCGUUUUAAAACAAUAAAAUAGUAAGUAUUUCACUCUUUUACUUUAACUACUUAUAAGUCCAAUAGCUCUGUCCACUUCUUUUUCCCUACCGGUACAUGUUAUGUUGACGUAGCUAGUCAUAGAUGAUUGGAUGACCAUUGUCCACUAGACUCUGCUCGGUUCGAUGGAAUCUUUUGUUUUCCGCAUUUUUGCUCAUAUAAUUGCACGACCUGUUCUUGAUCAUUUGAAGAUAUCUUAGUGCCAUUGUUUCGCUAAAUAAUCACAGACCUAUACAUAAAGUAUCAAAAAUCAACAAGAAAGUUUAAAAAUCGAAUUUUCCGUCCUUGUGAGUUGUUGGCAGAAGAUGUUGGUACAGUCUUGUAAGGUUACUGACGUAUUUUGCACCACAAUAAUUGCAAAAGUAGUCAUUAUUUGUUCUUUUGUAACGGUCUGUGAUAUUUUUCAACAUAUUUCGUCAAAAAUUUUCCUAAUUUUCCAAAAACAAAAACAAAUUUUGAAACAAAAAUAAUUUUCGUGCUAGGACACAAAACACUUUUUUACCGGUAAAAAACCGAAAUUUUCGGUAAAUUACCGGUAAAAUUACCGGUAAAUUUACCGGUAAAUGUCCAACCCUAGUUUCAAGCUUAUAACUUUGCCAUUUUUUGACUGUUAAUAUUUUUUCUUUAAUAUGCUAGUAGAAAAAUUUUAGCCGGACUUACGUUUUUAAAUUUGUAAGCUAGUAACUUUCCUGGAAAGUUAAAAGAGUGCUUGCAAGUUGCAACAUAAUGCCAAAUUUGUUAAAUUAGCGAAAACUUCAGACAUUUUAACUUUGAUACUCAAGAGCGAGAGCUAAAAUUCCUUAUAGGCAAUAUUGGUGAUACAAGAAAUUCAUAUAAAAAAUUUGAGCUGAUUAUGAGUGGGUCAAGUUGGGCAGUUUUCUUGUUAUAAUAGAUCUCUUUCUUUCUCAUUACCUUUGACAUUGAAAUAAAAUUUGCUUCAACAAUAUAAUACCGCCUAAACUUUUAAGGUUUUUUUUUGAAAUUUUAGUUACUUUAGGUUCAUUUUAAAAACUUAAUUUUAAUUUUUUACAUUUCAGGGGCCUGAACAAACAAGGAUAUCAAUGUCAGUUGUGUUCGGCGGCGGUGCACAGGAAAUGUCAUGAAAAGACAUUGAGUCAAUGUCCCGGGUCGGCCAAGAAUACAAAAGAUACUAUUGUGAGUUGGAUCUUUGUUAAAAUAUAGUAUUGUCACUCGCAAAUGAGAUUCUAGACUUUUUCGUAUUAUUAUUACCUACAAAGUAGAUUUUUGGAUUUAAAAUGUCUAUUAUUACCUAAAACAAUAUAUUUUUUGCAAAAAAUGGCUAUUACUCAUUAGUAUUUUAGUUGUUAUUGACUGUCCUUGACUGUUUUUAGUACUUUUAAAGCCAAAAGAGGGGUACAAUAACAUAAUUUUUGGCAUUUCAAAAUAUUUUUUUGAAAUACUAAUAAUGAUGAUGUUGUAGUAGCUUUUUUGGUCAUUAAAAGGGAUUUUUGGGUAACAAAAGUGAUGUUCGAGUUAAUAAUUGGCCUAUUUUUGUAUUUUUUUGUACAAUGUCAAUAUAUAAACUAUAAAAAACAGUAUAUCUACCCUACAAAACAAGAUAUAAACCUUCCAAAAAAUAUUUUUAUACCUUCCUCCUUUCAGUACCUAAAAGAACGCUUCAAAAUCGACGUACCUCAUCGUUUCAAAACCUACAACUACAAAUCCCCAACGUUCUGUGACCACUGUGGCUCACUCUUAUAUGGUCUCUUCAAGCAAGGCCUGAAGUGUGAGACGUGUGGAGUGAAUUGUCAUCAUAAAUGCGAGAGACAUAUGCCAAAUCUUUGUGGAGUCAAUCAAAAACAACUGUCCGAAGCAUUGUUCGAGAUCAAGCGUGGAGCUCAUUCUUCUGUCAAUUCUACCCCGCCUAGUAUUGGUUCGUUGUCGAUUUCUGGCUCACCGGUUGAUAAACAGAAUGGAGCUGCGAAUGGGGUUGGUGGGAAGUUCAAAGCGUUGUUUAGGAAUCAUAACUACAGUUUGGAUCAGAGUGAAGAGUAAGUGGUAGAGGUAGUACAAUAUUAUAAGUUUUACCAUUUUUUUGUGAUUUACAGUACUUUUACCAUAUAGAUAAUUGUUUAACAGUCAUGUCUGGUCCGUAUUUUACAAAAAAGUCUCUGUUGGCCGUUUACCCUAGAUCGUACUUUACAAAAAAACCUCACUUCAAUUUUUUCAAAUUUUCAGAUCAGCCACCUCAUCAGCGACCUCGGCCGACGCUCCAAAGCAGUACAAGCUGAACAACUUUACGAUUCAAAAAGUUUUGGGAAAAGGAAGUUUCGGAAAAGUUUUACUGGUCGAAUUGAAAGGCCGACAACAAUUCUAUGCCAUGAAAUGUCUAAAAAAGGAUGUCAUUUUGGAGGACGACGACACGGAAUGCACUUUCAUCGAACGACGGGUCUUGAUUUUGUCAUCUGAAUGCCCAUUCUUAUGCCAAUUGUUCUGCUCUUUCCAAACUAAUGUGAGUUUUGGGUAGGGAGAAGACUUUUUUGUAAUGGGUGGGUUAGGGAUUGACAUGAGGAACUAACCGGGCUUGAGUGUUAGGCUCAGAUUGAUCUAAAUUUUGCUAAGGGGUGGCCCGGCUCUAAUUUUUUUUACAUUUGUGCAAGCAAGCCGGGUUUUCAUUUUUAGGCCCGGCACGAUCUUAAUUUGUGUCAGGACCGGCCUGGCCUGUUCUUCAUGUCUUGUUAGAGGUGACAAACGGCCCGGUCCAACUUUUUAAUUACAAAUGCGCUCGGGCCCGGUGUUCUAUAAUAACUUUUAGGCUAGGAUCGUUUUUAUUUUUAUUUAGGCUAGACAGGCUUAGUUAAAAAAAUUAGGCCCAGGCUAUUUUUAAGGGAAUGCAGGGUAGUAUACUGUAGGAUGGUGUAAGAUGGGAUAGGUGGAGAUAGAGUAGGGUAGUCUUUUUUAAUUUUUAAAAUUUUUUUUUAGUUGACUUUAAUUGGUUUCUGAAACAAUAUUUUUUCAGGAAUACCUAUUCUUCGUGAUGGAAUACUUAAACGGUGGUGACUUGAUGUAUCACAUUCAACAAGUCAAACGCUUCGACGAGAAUCGUACCAGGUUCUAUGCAUGCGAAAUCAUCUGUGCUCUACAGUUUUUGCAUUCCAAAAAUAUUAUUUACAGGUAGGGAAUUGGUCUUGGAACCUUUACGUAGGUCUAUUGUAUUUUACUAAGAAUUUUGAUCUAUAUAGCCCUAUUGUACUUUUACAAAGAAAAAACAUGUUAUCAAUCACCUACACAUACCUUUUUAACCUUACUAUACCCUAUCUAACUCUGCUAUACCUUUUCAGAGACCUAAAACUAGAUAACAUCCUCCUAGACGCUGAUGGUCACGUUCAUCUAGCUGACUUUGGUAUGUGUAAGACCGAGCUAAACCGGGAGAAUGGUAUGGCAAGUACUUUCUGUGGUACUCCCGACUACAUUGCACCAGAAAUCAUAAAAGGACAACUUUAUAAUGAAGCCGUUGACUUCUGGAGUUUUGGCGUUUUAAUGUAUGAAAUGUUGAUCGGACAAUCACCUUUCCAUGGUGAUGGUGAAGAUGAACUGUUCGAUGCCAUUUUGAAUGAAAGACCCUACUUCCCAAAAAGUUUACCUAAAGAAGCGGCUAAGUGUCUGAGUGCUGUAAGUUUGAUCAAGUUUUUGGAAUUUUAGAUUAUAGUAAUAAGCCUAAAGAUUAAGCUUUAUAUGCUACCUAUUAAGCCUAUUAUUCAGUAUUUUAAUGUUUAAAAAAUUUUGUAAAAUACGAGCGAAGUUAAAUGUUAAAUAAAAUUCAACUAAUUUUGUAAAUUUCAGUUAUUCGACCGUAAUCCAAAUACUCGGUUGGGAAUGCCAGAAUGCCCAGACGGUCCAAUUAGAACCCACGCCUUCUUCAGAGGUGUGGACUGGAAAAAGUUCGAAGCCAGACAAGUUCAGCCACCCUACAAACCUCUUGUGGUAAGUUUACGACAUAGUCAGUAAUAGGCGGGUAAUUUUAGUCAAGUAGACGGGUAAAAAAAGACGUUUUUUAAAAUCAAGGGGGGGGAAUGAUUUUAACUUUUUUUAAUUUUUUUUUGAAAUUGUGUUGCAAGCUGUUCUCAAAACUCUCCUUAGCCGCCUCCGGCCCAAAGGCAGCUUCGGAGUUUGAGCCGAAGGCGGAGCGAGAAUUUUUAAAACAGCAGGGGGGGGGGGUUGGGCUUGGAAUUGAAAAAGGUUGAACGGGAGCUGGAGCCGGAGCUAAAUUUUAAAAAAAUUAGAGCUGGAGCUGGAACUAGGCCAGAGCUAAAAUUUAUAAAGAGGCAUAGGGGAGCUGCAGCCGAAGCUAAAAUUUUAAAAAAGCAGAGCAUGGAGCUAAACUUAAAAAAAGCUUUAUCCGAAGCAGGACCUGGAACGAAACUAUAAAAAAAGCGUAGCCGGAACUCGAAUCCUAACUAAAAUUUAAAAUAAGGGGAACUAAAGCCGAAGCCGCAAAUUUAAAAUUUAGCAACUUUAGUUAUAAUUACUGAAAACAUAAUUUAUGCAAAAACCAUACCUAAAAUUAUAAAACCCAUAUUUUCAGAAAUCCGCCAACGACACGAGCAACUUUGACGAGGACUUCACACAGGAAAAGCCCGUUCUCACGCCGAUUCAGGACAAAAACUUGUUGGCUUCCAUCGAUCCGGAAGCUUUCGCCGACUUUUCGUACACAAAUCCCAAAUUUCUAUAA
Messenger RNA from Bursaphelenchus okinawaensis, 11246 nucleotides. Lineage: Eukaryota; Metazoa; Nematoda; Chromadorea; Rhabditida; Aphelenchoididae. The record is from the annotation of a GenBank genome assembly.